Blastomyces gilchristii SLH14081 is the source of this 3194-nucleotide messenger RNA. RefSeq lists its product as uncharacterized. The coding region runs from base 1359 to 2438 and encodes 359 amino acids. Gene Ontology annotation, cellular component: cell cortex of cell tip; plasma membrane. The record is from RefSeq and is a predicted model, not a curated record. NCBI's taxonomy places the organism in Eukaryota, Fungi, Ascomycota, Eurotiomycetes, Onygenales, Ajellomycetaceae. Gene Ontology annotation, biological process: fungal-type cell wall organization. The transcript has 3 exons.
CUAACGAAGAUUAACGUCCCUAUGGCCAGUGUCAGCUGUCAGCUGUCAGUGUCAUCACUACUCAAUGGCAGUAGAUUCAGGAAUUAAAAUUCUUAUAUUAUUACUAUUUUACAACCCGCGCGCUGGAGUAAUAUAUCGUGUUUUUGACGGGACAGGUUCUUCUUCAAGAACAGCAUAGGUAUCAUAUGCCUCCCGUAUCCUCAGACGAACAAUAGACGGGGUUAAAAUGGAACAUCGUAUUCCCUCCCGUAUCAUGUAUGUACAUGUUCAUGUACGGAGUACAUGUUCAUGUUCAUGUUCAUUAUUGCCCGCUCCCGGGGGUCUUCACGCUGGCCAGGGGACCUUGGCGGGGAGCGGCAGUUCAUCACAAUCUAUACUAAAAUCUAAAAUACGAUACAAUACGACAGACCAGCACAAGAGCGCGCGCAGAAGAGAAAAAAAAAGGAAAAAAGAAAACAAAAAAAAAAAAAAGAAACGAGAAGGGAAGAAUAACCACCGUAGCACAACGCACACAGCCCUCGGCCCACAGCCACAACAGGCGCGACGCCGGGGCAGAGCACAAACUCCACACACCGCGCGGACCGAAACCGUUGUGGAACCCAUGGUAGUGUGGGCUAUUGCCACGGGUCAGGGGCACGAAUUCUAUCUCGAUUCUAGUGCAGAAUCCUGCUGUGAUACAUACUGUGUGAUCUGCCGGGAGAACUACUAAUAACCAGCAGUGUCCUGCCGUGGAGAUAAAUAAUAACCUGUUGGAAAGAAGAGAUGUAGAAGGCUGACGCUGGCGCCGGCGGCUUGGCGGCUGGGCGGGUGGAUUAUUAAUAACUUGUGACUGUAAGUUAACUAUCUUAUUAUUACUGUGUGUAUACAGAAUAUAUAUAUAUAUUUAUAUAUAUAUAUGCAGCAAGCCAGCUCCGUCACCAGCUUCAACCCAGCAUCUGUUGUUUUAUACCCUUUACUUUCCCUCUUUUGUUUACUCUUGCAUCCAGCGCUCGUUAAUCUUGUAUACCCUGCCUGCUGCGUUGUGGCUGUUCCUGUUGUGCCUGUCCUGUCUCCUCUGUCUGUCCUGUGCUGCUCGUACCCACCCACUCUCCCUGCUGCCAAUCUCUCGUGUUGGAUUCCUAGCGUCAGCCGCAGCAACGCAACAACAGCCUUAGUUCCGCCGCCGUGCCUUGCGUGUUCUAAUAAAACACUCGCUCGCCCGCCGCCCUGGUGUUGGAUUUCUUCCAUUCUCUCCCUCUCCCUCUCAUAUCUCUCUCCUCAAUUAUCGGCAUAACGAUACCUCAUUAACCUGUCAAACCCGUCAAACCCGUCAACCCUAUCAACCCCCUCCAUAUCGAUCCCUCUCGCCCUCCGUCACCAUGGGCAAAGGCGGUAGAAUAGCGUGUAUCUUCACGCCCUACCUCCUCUCAAUCGGCGCCCUUGUCUGUCUCGUCUUCGUCGGCUUGGGCGUGACAAACACAAAGGCUCCUCUCAAAAAUAUCUAUUUCGUCAAGGCAGACCUAAAAGACCUAGACCUCAACUCAAAGGGCAUCCCGAACGAACUCCUGCCCUUCACCAACAGCCUCCAACAAGCCGACGCCAGCGGCAACCUGCACGAUUUCUACCUCGUCGGCCUCUGGAACCACUGCUACGGCGAGUACGAGAACGGCGAGUUCAAGAUCGUUAGAUGCACCGACCGCAAGGCCAAGUACUGGUUCAACCCCAUCGACGAGUGGGAUCUCGAAGAUCUGGUCGAGGAUAAUAGCGACGACAAGUUCCUGCCCGAUAACCUGGACAAGGGCCUGAGCGCCUACAAGAAGGUUGCCGGCUGGAUGUUCAUCGCCUUCAUCGUGGCGUUUGUAGCGACCUGCGUCGAGUUGCUGGUUGGUAUCGCGGCUGUCUUUAGUCGCUGGGGUAGUCUGGUCGUUACCAUCGUGUCUGCUGUCUCCUCCGUCUUCUUCUUCGCCGCCGCCAUCACCGCCACAGCCAUGUACGCCGCCCUAACCGCCGCCAUCAACACCUCGCUAAAACCCUACAACGUCCACGCCACGCUGGGCAAAAACAUGUUCGCAACCCUCUGGCUCGGCGUCGCCUUCUCCCUCGCCUCAGGCGUCUUCUGGCUCUUUAGCGUCUGCUGCUGCUCCGGCCGCUCCCCCUACAGCCACUCCAACAACGCCGGCGGCGGCAUCGGUGGCGGCCGCCGCGGCACCCGCGGUGUCAGCGGCAUCACCGCUGAGAAGACUCCCUAUACGUACGAGCGCGUCUCGGACCCGUAUGGCGGCGCCGGCUCGACGACUGCGCCGUUCAUGCCUGCUGCGGCUGGUGGGCCCCCUGCUAAUGCGAAUGGGAGGGAUAUGGCGUAUGAGCCGUUCAGACAUCAUGAUGCGCGGCGCGUAAGAAGAGGUGUAUGGCGUGGGGAUUGUUUGUGGAUGGAUGGUUGGAUGCCAUGGUUGAGAUGAACAUGAGAUGAGAUGAGAUGAGAUGAGACGAGAUGAACGUUGUGUAGUUAUCGUUGUUGGGUUCGGGGUCUUGACUUGAUGUCUUGACCUAGCCCUCCUCCUUGUCGUGCUGCGCUGCCUUGGCCCCCUACUACCAAUAAACCCCCCUCCCCCUUCCCCCCGUAUGUACAUGUUUGCCCUGUGGGCGUGGGCGUGUGUUAUGUAUCUUGCAUGAAUACCUCCGCUUUUUGCACUGGAAACGGUGAGGAAGUUACGCAUGUAUAUUGACAUAUAUAUACACGCGCGUCACCUCCAUCUGAUCUAAACUAAGUCAAGAAAAAAAGAAGCAAGGGGGUGUUCCGUCCCCCCCCCCCCCCCCCCUUUUGUAUCUUGGAUCCCGUCAUGGGAAAGCGAAAAAAAUUUAAUGUCCUUUUCUUUAUUUAUUUUCCUUAUUUUUCUCUUUUUCUUUUCCUUUUUUCUCUCUCUUUUUUUUUUUUACCUUGCUGUUUUUCCUUGAGCUGAGGACUCAAGUUACUUUACCGCCUCCCCGCCUCAAUUGUUUGCAUGUUAUGUUAUGUUAAAUAUACAUAUAUCUUUCUUAUUUCUCUAUUAUUUUAUACCUAUUUCAAAGUUUUUGAGUCUUCUGUUUCAGACUGUCUUUUUCUUUUCAUUUUUUGUUCAAAUAUGCAAUGUGAUUGAUAUUUGUGAAAAUAUAUAUAUAUAUAUAUAUAAAAUAUAGAUCUAAUUAACAAAUAAAUUAAAAUUUCUUAAAAUGAG